Messenger RNA from Exophiala mesophila, 2181 nucleotides. RefSeq lists its product as uncharacterized. The coding region runs from base 145 to 1677 and encodes 510 amino acids. The transcript has 2 exons. NCBI's taxonomy places the organism in Eukaryota, Fungi, Ascomycota, Eurotiomycetes, Chaetothyriales, Herpotrichiellaceae. Gene Ontology annotation, biological process: L-homocysteine catabolic process; response to toxic substance; proteolysis. Gene Ontology annotation, cellular component: cytoplasm. The record is from RefSeq and is a predicted model, not a curated record. Gene Ontology annotation, molecular function: cysteine-type aminopeptidase activity.
GAUUGAUCUUGACUCCCACUUCACAACAUCUCACAUCAACUUCACCUCAACCUGACCUCAACCGCCUCCCUCCACCACAACAACUCAACCUGUAACAUCCCCUUGCUCUUCACACUACUUCCUCCUCUCAUCCGAUACCUCAUCAUGGGGAAUUCACAGUCUACAACCUCGUCCCGAGAUCCAGCCGUCGAGAAGCUCCUCGUCCAGCAACUCCAGAAUCUCCGCACUCGAGACACCAUCCGCCAGCAUCAAGUCGACCAUGAAGAAUACAUCCACGUUGACACAGAAAAAGGAAUUCCUCACACUUAUUCCACCGACCCAACCUUGUCCAUCGAUGCUGCAAAUGCAUGGCAGAAAGAGUUGCUCCAUGAUCCCAAGAACCGCUUCGCUCUCAAUGCUCUACUCUCCAAUGAUGUCCGCUCCGUCGUAGCCAACAAGGUCGCAACCCUGCCAGAUACUCAGACAUUCAACAUUCAGAUCCCAUUUGAAGGGUCUCCAGUCACCAAUCAACGUUCAUCCGGAAGAUGUUGGUUGUUUGCAACCACCAAUGUCCUCCGCGUCCCCAUCAUGAAGAAAUACAACCUCAAAGAGUUUGAAUUGAGUCAGGCAUAUCUAUUCUUCUGGGACAAGCUGGAGAAAGCAAACUGGUUCUUGGAGCAGGUCAUUGACACUGCUGAUCAAGAUCUGGAUAGUCGUCUGAUCCAAGAACUUCUGGGUGCUCCCGUAAACGAUGGUGGGCAGUGGGACAUGGCCGCCAACUUGGUCGAGAAAUAUGGACUGGUCCCUCAAAAGCUCUACCCCGACUCCUUCAAUGCCCAAAACUCAGGAGUCCUGAACAAUAUCCUCACCACAAAACUCCGAGAAGAUGCCCUCACCCUCCGUUCCCUCGUCACCAAACCCAACAUCAAAAAAUCCUCCAUCAUCGCCACAAAGACCAAAUUCAUCCAAGAAGUCCACCUCAUCCUCACCCUUCUCCUCGGCCCACCUCCCAAGACGGAUGAACAAUUCACCUGGGAAUUUUACGAUGCUACCAACAAAUAUCACAAAUUUUCAAAGACCCCUCUCGAACUGGCCAAGGACAUUUCCACCCCGUCCGUCGUCCGCUCUCUGAAUGCUGAUGUCAAUCAACUCUUCAGUCUUGUCAACGACCCACGAAACAAAUACAACCAGCUGAUGACUGUCGACCGUCUAGGCAACGUUGUAGGAGGUCGUCCCAUCACCUACGUCAACGUCGACAUUGCUACCAUGAAGACAGCCGCCAUCAACAUGCUUCGCGCCGGCUUGCCCGUUUUCUUUGGCAGUGACGUUGGCAAAUACUCAAACUCAUCUUCGGGAAUUAUGGACACUGCUCUCUAUGAUUAUAAUCUUGCCUUCAACAUAAGCCUUAGCAUGAGCAAGUCGCAACGUCUCAAGGCCCGUGAAUCUGCCAUGACGCAUGCCAUGGUUCUCACUGCCGUCCAGGUGGAAGAUGGAAAGUCAGUCCGUUGGAGAGUUCAGAAUUCGUGGGGUGAAAGUGCCGGUGAGAAGGGCUUCUUCGUCAUGACGGACAAAUGGCUUGAUGAAUUUGUCUAUCAAGUCGUGGUUGAUCCUGGAUUUGUUUCUAAGGAGAUUCGCGACCUAUUGAAAACGGAGCCCUUGACUCUCCCACUCUGGGAUCCGAUGGGUGCUUUGGCCUAACGAGCGUUUGAGGAUGAGCAACGAACAGAGAAGACACUGAAAUUCCUCGUCAUGGAGCUGCUAACGGAGACAUGCUCGCCGUCAUUCACCUCUUAUCAUGCACUUUUACCUCCCCAAUUGUGAUUUGUGUUUCAUAGAUACCAAAGACCCGAUCAAGUAUUAAAUGCAAGCCAGUUAAAUAGUCUGUGCCAAUUACCUGCAACAGACUUGGAGUAGUAUUGUCAUGCUGUGGACUUGUUGACCAUCUUCACACCUGUGCGAAGUGUACAACGCCCUGGGUUCAUAGUCACAGUAAAACCCAUGAUCAAGCCUGUUCCUUAUGACUCGGAUUCAAAGAAAUCAAAAAUAGCAUCUCUGGUCAACUGGGCAAUUUUCAAGAUCUCCUCCCUGGUCGCUGUGAAAGCCGGAGCCAACAGUACAUGGUCGCCUAACACACCAUCUACGCUGCCACUGCCGGGAUACAACGAGAUGCUGUACUUGGGCUGCAAAGCAAAUUCAUGGAGC